UUAGAAAGCCAUUUUAACUUAGAAUAGGAUUUACGAAUUUUAUCGAUUGCUGCGUCUACUGUUGGUUUAAACGACAUUUUAUCUGAGGCGAGAAUAAUUGUAUCUUUUAGUCCAAGCAUUGAUCUACUCCUCUGCAGAAGAAAAGUAUGACAGAGAUCGCCGUUUUCUAUUUGAUUUGAUUAAUUUGGGAGUGACUGCAGCUAUGACAGGUUUAGCUGGACGAAAUGCUUUGAAGAUUGCUCAAAUUGAAGCUAGAAUGGAUUAUUUUGUAUUGGUAUUGGGAGAAUGUCAAAAACAGGUUCAAGUCACCUCGGCUACUGCUGCGUUCUUAGAAAAUGGAAUGAUGAAAUUGACAGAAGAACUGAAUGGUACACAAGGACUAUUGAAUGAUACAAUACAUGUUCUCGAAGAUACGAGAUUAAACGUGCGGCAUAUUAACGCAUCAGUUGAUAAAUUGAGUAUUGAAUUUGGAGAUUUUAAACAAGAUGCAACAGAGACCCUUUUAUAUCUUUCUGUUAAUGAAAUAUUGAAUAACAAACUAAAUUUGUUAUUUAUUCGUCAGCAAGAAAUCUCGAAAGUAGUGCAACAGAUCUUUCGAGAGUCAAACAUAUCGUACAACUCUCUUUUUGAGGAACAAUCAAGUCUUCAAGCUAUAACAGAAUUACUUUAUCUCCAACACAUUACAUUUGUCUCAACGAACAUGUAUAAUGCUGUUAAUAAAGAAGUUGGCCGACUAAUAUUCACCACUGUCGUUGCUUUACCAAAUAUUGAGAACGACAAGUUUUCCCGUGUUCCAGCUGCCAUGCAUGCUUACCAUCAUUAUCAUUAUAUACGAAUGAUUAACAUGCCAUUAUACAUUGUACAAAAUUCACAAAAUAAUGAUACUAUCGAAUGGUAUGCUCCUGAUGUACCUUACUGUAAAUUUGGAUCAUAUACGAAAUGUAAAGAUACACCGGCAUUUGGUAAAUAUUUUACAAAUGGAUGUUUACGUCAAUUGUUAGCUGGUGAUUCUCAAUUAAAAACUGGUACUUAUGAACAUGUUAACGAUGCUGAUCAUUUUACAUUACAACUGAGCAGUAGUUUUUGGGUGGUCUUAUCGAACAGAACAUUAGAUUGCACUCUCGGUCGGUACCUCAAACAGUAG
This is a messenger RNA of Didymodactylos carnosus, 1144 nucleotides long. The record is from the annotation of a GenBank genome assembly. NCBI's taxonomy places the organism in Eukaryota, Metazoa, Rotifera, Eurotatoria, Philodinida, Philodinidae.